This is a messenger RNA of Alosa alosa (allis shad), 2141 nucleotides long. RefSeq names its product docking protein 1a (gene dok1a). The transcript has 5 exons. Gene Ontology annotation, cellular component: cytoplasm. The coding region runs from base 168 to 1631 and encodes 487 amino acids. Gene Ontology annotation, biological process: positive regulation of MAPK cascade; cell surface receptor protein tyrosine kinase signaling pathway. The record is from RefSeq and is a predicted model, not a curated record. Lineage: Eukaryota; Metazoa; Chordata; Actinopteri; Clupeiformes; Clupeidae.
UGUUGCACAAAUUCGUUUCUAUUCGAUGUGAGAUCCCUACAUUUCAUGACAACACGUUCGAACGAUAGAUAGACUUCUAGUUACGGAGUUAUGGCCAUCAUUUGCCAGCGAUAUCAUUGAAAGUAGGCUACAGAGGUUCUUCUGUGAUCCAGGUAAACAUAAGUUUAAUGGACACGCACGUAAAACGAGGAGAAGUGUACUUACAGCACCAGAAACAUGACGAGAAGUGGAGGAGGAUGUGGCUGGUGCUGUACCCCUCCAGCCGGCGGGGUGUGGCCCGACUGGAGAUGUCGGACGCGGACAGUGGUGGCGAUAAGCUGUUGGUGGUGGUGCGCUCCAGGCACCCAGAGCGGCGCGUGGUGCGGCUGGCAGACUGUGUGAGCGUGGUACAGCUGCCCCCCCAUGCCGAGGCAUGUCCCGGAGACAACAUGGCUGCCUUCUGUGUGGAGACAUUGGAGCGCCGGCUGGUGUUUGCCACUGAGAGGGACAGCUGUGCUGACUGGGUGGAGAGGAUGUGCCAAAUCGCCUUCCCGAUGGACACUGGAAAUGGAGAUGUCCAAAAGCAGAAACUUCAGAUGGAAGAGAAUCAAAUAUACGUUUCCAGAAAUGAGAUACCUGAGUUCAGAGUGAACGUCCAGACAACUGAGGCAUCUACUCGCUGUGGCCUAAAGGGGGCGUACUGGCUCCAGGCUGGUGCAGAGUGUCUGCUGCUCAAGGAUCUGGAGAGCCACAGGACAGUGCUGGAGUGGCCCUAUAACCUGCUGCGCCGUUACGGUAGAGACAAGCUGGUCUUCUUAAUAGAAGCUGGCCGACGCUGUGAGUCCGGUCCUGGAGCGUUCACCUUUGAGACCCAGCAGGGAGAUGAUAUCUUCAGCCGCAUUGAGACAGCAGUGCAGGAGCAGAGCUCCAGUGCUUUGGCAGGAGUCAAACGUAGGCCCAACUCACCCCUACCCAGCAUACCCAACAGCGCCGCCCUGGCUGGGGUGUCAAGUGACUCCAGCUCCAGGGUCGUUUCAGAUUUAAUUAACAGUGUUGGUGCGGGUAAGCCAAUUUAUACAGAUCCAGCCAGCGUGAUCAGCUUCUCCAAGCCCAUGUUGUCAAAUGUCUUAGACCCCCCUGACUCACCUGAGAUAGUGUAUGCUGAGCCAAUGGAUGCCAUCAGAACUCCUUACCGCAUGAGAGCAGACCAACCCUCCGCCCCACCUCCCACCAUUGGCCUCAGCGAGAGUUCUGAGCCGGUGUACUCCAGCCCUGUGAACUGUGUGUGCCCGCGCCUGGACCCUGAUCGCUGUGAUGACGCUGAGCCAGUGUACUCUGAGGUUUACAGUGAGAUGCCUGACAUUGCAUUACCACUCCACAGCCAGCAGGAGGCAGUGUACAGCGAGCCACACAGGGCUGCAAACCCAGAAACAGAUCUGUCACAAAGUGAUGUCAGAGGCGGAGUGACAGAGGACAAGCCAAUGGAUGACCCUUCGGCCUUGUACAGCAAAGUCAAUAAACCCCCCAAACUGCCCAAGAACCUUAGUACCCAGAUUAACAAACCACCCAAACUCUCCCAAACCAGACAUAGACUACCCCACCAUGGACAAUCUACUCCAGAUGUUGUCUGCGAGGACCUGGGGGUUAUUUGAAAUCAUAUUAGCUUUUCAGCCAAAUCUAAUACACCUGAUGAUGACCCAUGCCUUUCAACAUUUCACCUGUCCUUAAUAAGUGUGUGGACCAUUUCAAACAUGUGUGGGGCACUUGCUAUGCAGAAAAUACUAUUUACAUUGUUGACAAAACCAGUGCACAUGAAACACAUUGGGCUCAUACUAUUGCACACAGUGUUAGAUAGCACAGUAGCCCAAAUUAUUCUCUGACAUAAUACAUACAAAAUUGCUCCUUAACCCUUAAGAACGUAGCAAUUUUGUAUGUAUUAUGUCAGAGAAUCAUGUGACAGGAAAUUACAGUAUGUCAUAGAGAAAGACCCUUCAAGACCCCAACUGCUAUGAGUCAAGGUUAGCAACUCUCUUAAAGUAACAUAAUAGUGUUUUUAGGUCAUGGCCAGGCAAGCUUAGGUUACAUGUCAAAUUGUAUGACCUUUUAAAAAUGUUGAUAAAUCAUAAUAAUCAUAAAAUAUUCAAUUUAAUGUAAAAACUGUG